ACUCAAUGCUACUAUCAAGGAAAUAUUGAAGGAUAUCCGAAUUCUGUUGUCACACUCAGCAUGUGUCCUGGACUGAGGAAGAGAAAAGUCAUCGAAAUUAUUGGCCUUGUAAAUUCAAUGUUCACCCAAUUUAAAGUUACUGUUGUGCUGUCAUCACUGGAGUUCUGGUCAGAUAAAAAUAAAAUUUCUACAGUUGGUGAGGCAGAUGAAUUAUUAUAUAGAUUUUUAAAAUGGAAACAGUCUUAUCUCACCCUAAGGCCUCAUGAUAUUGCAUAUCUAUUUAUGAAAUCCAGUGGUGUGAAGAGAUUCAGCAGUUGCAGUUUGAGUGACUUUAAACAUUUCACUUCAAACGUGGGUAGCAGAUGUCUUCAAAAUAAGCCACCAAUGCAAUGGCAGCGGCAAGCAGUCUGUGGCAAUAACAAAGUGGAGGAAAAUGAAGUCUGCGAUUGUGGUACUGCAGAACAAUGUGGACCUGAUAGCUGUUGUGAUCCUGAAAAUUGUGUGCUGAAACAAGGAGCACAAUGUCAUGAAGGAUCAUGUUGCAAGAACUGUCAAGUAAGAUUUAAGUUUAUUAACGUCUUCCAAGUAUAUAACAAGUCAUAUUCAGGGUACUUUGGAACACUUAGACCUACAGCUGUAAGUCGAAAUAUAAUGAUUCUGCAGAUAAACAAAAAGCUGACCAGAGGCAGGAAUGCAAUGGUACCAGGUGACCUGAACUUGUCUGGCGAGGAAAGUCACUGGGCUGUCAGCUAUUGGUCAGUGCCAAAUCCCCAGGUACUGGCGCUUGUCGCAGAAGGGGCGUGGCUCUUUAUGUCUCUCUGCUGCAAGCUCGGAGGCUGCGCAGAAGGCGCUGGCCAGGGGCACGGGGCGCUCCACCAGACUGCCCAACACCCCAGCGCUUUCAGCUUCCACAGGCGUCCUCCCCCCACAGGCAAGGAGGCACUCAAAAUUCAGAGGAGGCACUCAGCAUUCACCACUCUAAGAAAUGGGCCCAGCCAAGUGACCCCAGGUCCCGGAAGGGCAGAGCUCGCUGUGAGAGUUCCCAGGCUAGGGGAAGGGAGCCGUUCCGCACUUGCGACCUGCCGUGGGCCCCGAGCUGGCGCUCGCCGGCCCCCAGUGUGCUGGCUCCAGAGGGAGGCGCUCUGGGGCUGCCAGGCAGAGCUUGAGUCACCAGCUGGGAAAGACUGUCCACAGUUUUGGGAGAAAAAGUGGUUUCUCGCAUUACUCUCCUCCUCGAAGGGCGUGACCAGCUUUGCCACCGAGGCAACGGUGAUGACUCAGACCAUUGCCUGGGCAACAAGCCCUGGUAUCUUUAGGCUUUGGACUCCCAAAAUGGUGGCUGCCCGCCCACUGAGAGUCAGCGCUGGAGAUAACUGCACCGGGCAGUAUGCUUUUGUAAGAGGUACUGUAUGUGUAUCUAUAGACCACCCAUUGGAUCUGGCAGAUUCAGAUCCCAUGAUUGUGAAAGAUGGCACUGCUUGUGAUACUGGAAGGCGGGAGUGCCAGGUUCUGCCCAACUGUCCAAGCUGCCAUCAGGUGAUCUUGCAAAAUGCCACUGAGGUGGUUCCGCUCUCAGUUGUGGGCUCAGGCAGCAAUGUGCUCCCACCACAUAGAAACAGGCUUCUCAGCACCGAGCCUUCUCAGGGUUUAAUCAUGGAAAGAGCUUCAAGGAAUACUAACAAAACCUGGCUUCUAGGUUUCUACAUUUUUCUUCCUGUUCUCAUUGUAACAACCACGGUAGCUUUGGCAUGGAAUCUUUUGAAAAGGUGGUUCACCAAGGAAGAGGAAUCCCUAAGUAGCAAGUAA
Messenger RNA from Propithecus coquereli (Coquerel's sifaka), 1806 nucleotides. RefSeq names its product disintegrin and metalloproteinase domain-containing protein 32-like. The annotation marks the transcript as partial. The record is from RefSeq and is a predicted model, not a curated record. Gene Ontology annotation, cellular component: plasma membrane. Gene Ontology annotation, biological process: binding of sperm to zona pellucida; cell adhesion; proteolysis. NCBI's taxonomy places the organism in Eukaryota, Metazoa, Chordata, Mammalia, Primates, Indriidae. The transcript has 11 exons. Gene Ontology annotation, molecular function: metalloendopeptidase activity.